Molecule: messenger RNA, 2170 nt
Organism: Salpingoeca rosetta
Lineage: Eukaryota; Choanoflagellata; Craspedida; Salpingoecidae
Product: TKL protein kinase
Exons: 7
Coding region: 374-2170 (598 amino acids)
Biological process (GO): protein phosphorylation
Molecular function (GO): protein binding; ATP binding; protein kinase activity
Source: RefSeq, a predicted model, not a curated record
CCGCAUCCACGACAAGCGACAAGACAAUCCCUUUCUUCCCACACAUGGUGGUCGCACACAGAGUCACAGUCAGAGCCGCCGACGCCCUUCUCCUCUUUCUCUCCUUGUUUCGUGUGUGAAGGAGACGCAUCACACGUAAAGCCCAGCCUGUUGUUGAGGUCACCAAAGAGUUACCGACACGAGCAACUUUUGUUCUUCUCUUGCUCUGUGCAUCGUCGUCCUUCGCGUCGCCCUUGCUCGCUUUCCGUGUCCUUUUGUCUUGUGUUGUUUUGUUUUGGUGUGUCAUCCGUCCACCUCCACCUUUCCUCCCUGUCGUCCAUUUUCUUUUGCUUGCGAUUUCGCCCGACUCGUGCAGCUUGUGACCAGCACGCCCAUGACAGAGCUGGUGCAGUCGUCGUGGUCGCGAGAUCUGGAAGACCUUGAACACAUGAGCCAAGAUGGCGAAGAUGGCGGCGCAUCCAGCCGCCAUUCUGACGAACACCUCAAAUCCCUCAUCCGUGCAGGCAAGUGGGAAGAGCUGGAGCACGUGCUUGCCAAGGACACGGAGCGCCAGUUGCGCGACUACGAAUACGACGGCGUGUACUGGUGGAUCCCCGCGCCGCUGACGCUGCUAUCGCGGCUGUGGUUCCUUUGGACGCCGCUGCAGUUUGCCAGCAUGUACGACCGCACUGGUCGCUCCACACGCCUCCUGCUCAAGUACGGGUGUGACCCAAACGCGGCAUCAACCAUGCAGACCACGCCCCUGCAUCUCGCCGUCUACUACAACCACGUGGACGUCGUGCGCGUGCUGCUGGACCACACCGUCAGCGUGAACGUUCGCGACAAGUACGGCAAGACACCGCGCACAUACGCGCGCACGCGGGAGAUGCGUGAUCUCCUGCAGCAGGCCACUCGCCGCUCCCACGCGGAGGUGGAGAUAGGUGACAUGUUCCAGAUGAUUGAGUGUGUGCGCAGCCCGCACAUGUCCGUGACGGAGAACGACCCCGCCUUCCAUCGCGUGUUCAGCGAGACGGACGCGGCACACGAGGAUGCACUCGUGCCUGCAGGCAGACAGCGGCGUGCAACACUCCCAGCACCACCGCAACAUCACACCGGUAAUGGCAACACCAACGGCAAUCGUCGCAACACAGCGCACCAGCAGCACAACAAUGGUGAUGGUGUGCAGAUGCACAGAAGUGGCAGCGACGCGUCUGGCCUGACACGGGCGCUGGGAGCGGUCAAGCGCAUGAUGCCACACGCAGCAUGUGGUGGCGGUGGCAGUGACACGCUCUCCGAGGAUGAAGAAGAGGACUGCUACGCUGUCGCCGGCCGUGGCCGUGGUGGUGAUGGUGGCAUGCAUGAUGGCAAGCACGGUGAUUACAGCCACCGCAAUCACCACGAUGAUCAUCAGCGGCAACAGCAGCGGCAUAUGCCGUCGUAUCAUCACUUUCAGGACAGAGCAAAGGCGCAGGAAGCAGCUGCAUGUGGUGGCGGCGGUGUGCAUGUGCACGUGAGCGAUGGUGAUGUGGAUCACAUGCACAGGGCACAAACACCGCCACCGCCCUAUGAACACGUUGAGCACGAGAAACAGCAGCAGCAGCAAGCGACUGGACAAAGUGGUGAUGGUGAUGAUGGUGGCAGUGAUGUGAUGGCUGAGAGGAUGGCAUCAAUGGCGGUGUUGUUGGAGUUUUCGCUCAUCGAAAGCACGCACAUUCAGCUGCAGAAGAAGAUUGGACAUGGUGGCUUUGGCGAGGUGUUUAAGGGGGUGUGGCGUGGCAGCACGGAAGUUGCUGUGAAAGUCCUCGGGCAGGAGUCACACUCCUCCCUCCACAUCACAAACGACAAGCUCGUCGCAGAGAUCAAGGUGCUGAGCACGAUUGACCACCCCUGCCUCAUCCAUUUCCACGGCGCAGCGUUUGUCGAGGACCACCUGUGGUUGUGCAUGGAGUAUGCGACGGACGGGUCGCUGUUCACCUUUCUGCACUGCACCAACAAGCCCUACUCCCUCGCCUCUGUCACCAAGUGGUCGCUCGGUGUCGCUGAAGGCAUGCUGUAUCUUCACCAGCACGGCCUCAUUCAUCGCGACCUCAAAUCACCAAACGUGCUCCUCACUCGAAACGCAAUGACAUUCUCAGCUAGGCACGUAUCGUCGCGUAUUCCAAAUCACGGUCACAGCUUUGUCCUGGUUUGA